AUGGAAGACCAAGAAAUUAUUUGAAGCACAAAAGGAUGCAUUUGCAAACCCAUUUUGAGCCGAGUUAAUUGGAAUAAGAGAGGCUAUUUUUGUAUCUGGCAUUGAAAUUUAAAACGAAAGAAAUCUAGGUGGUCAAACCAACAAUAUGAAGAGUUAGAUAUGUUUGCGAUAACUGCUGAGGAUGUUCAAUUUAUAGAAAAGGCACAGGAGAUGUUUGAACAAGUCUUUACUCAGAAGGAGGAAAGGGAGAAGGAUCAGUUUGAUCGGAGAGUUUAUAGCUUACUAUAUGGGCAUCUUAAGAUGAUAUUUAAGUCUUUAUUAGUGAAAUGUAGAGAAUGGAGAAAUCUUCAUUUGAGACGAGGGAAUGAAAUGAGGCCAAUGUUGGAACAUCAAUAUGAGAAAUUGUUAAUGUCAGGAGUUGAAAAAGAACUUAUUAAAGAGAAAGAUAUUUAUUUAAAUUCUUAUCAUCUCUUUGUUAUUGAGAUCCUAACAUGUUGUUUGAACUUCUCUCAGUUUCCAAAUUUAAUAUAGGAAAAUUCUCUUUUGGAGAAAGUCUGAUAUCAACAGAAGAGACAAAAGAAAGCAUCCAUCUCCUUAUUUGAGAGGAGAUUAGAUUUUGAAUUUUUGAGUCGUAUUAUUUAAUUGAGUGAGUUCACAACAAGAAGAAUUUAUUUCAAAGUUUGGAUCUUUCUAAAAACAUAAUUCCUAUUAUACAUGCUGAGAAAGAUCUAGAUAGAUCUUUUACUAAUAGUAAUGUUAAAAUAAAAGAGCCUGAUGGAUAUGAUAAUAAUUAUUUAUCAGUUAUCGACAGUUUUAAUCGCCAUGUUAAUGCUUGAGAAAUUGGGGGUACUAUUAAAAGAUUGGACACCAUUGAGGAAAAUUGAAUUCUUGAAUUUUAUGAUAGAUGCUUGAAAAUAAACUCAAACUUGAUCUUUAACUAUUGUCCCAAAGAGAUAAAAUUUCAUCAAUUAAAAGAGAAAUCCAGGGAACCUAUAACUGAUGUAAAUAUUGAAGCUGCCAGGUGUCAGCAUAAUGAAGAAUGAGAUACAGAAUCCUUUUACUAUCUUCCUGAACUAGGAAUUCAACUCUGAUUCAAGCAUAAAUUUCAUAUUUCUUAUCUUUUGUGCUCUAAAUAUGUCCAACUCUUCAAACUAGAUCUCAGACAGAGUUUAAAAAUAUUUCAACUCCUUCAAAGAGAAGUAUGUAAAGAAUCAUACUGAAGAGAUUCUGAGCUAAAUUUGAAACUUGACGAUCUAAUUAUUAAACCAAAUUCACUUGAGCAUCAAUUUCCUCUAGAACAGUUUAUUCUCCUUCAAAAUGAAAUAUUGAUAAAUUUAACUGGAAGAUAUGAGUCUUCCAGUAAAGCUAGAGAUAUUUAUGAUUUUGAAAAAAUUUUAUUAGCUCAAAUACAAAAUCUUUAUGGUUUAGGUAUUAAAGAGCAAACAAAUUAUUGGUUCCCAACUUCAAACGAUUAUGAAAGUGAUACUAAUUUUAGUCAGAAUAUGCUAAAAAUAGAGAUUCUCGAAUAUAUCAUGGAGAAUAGGUUUCCAAGAUACUGGAGGAAGAAAAAAGUUGAUUCAAAAACAAAUGAAAUUAUAGAGUAUUUAAACAAAGAUUAUGCUCAUAGUGAUAAUAAAGAACUUGAGCCUAAUUUUGAAAAUAUUGAAUUCAAUAUUGAAAUCAUAUCUCCACAAAAAGACAAGAAUGAUUGCUUUACAGAUAUUAACCCUAACAUGAAAAUGAGACUAAAUUGUCAAAACAAAUCUAAAAAAGAAAGUUCAGAUAAAUAUUCUCAUCUAUCUAAAAAGCCAUUUGAACCAUCUUUAAAUCCUUCUGAUUCUACAACAAAGCAAAAGCUUCCCGUAAAGAAUAAUUCCUAUAAAAAAAUUAGAACAGAAAAAGAUUUUGACCAAGAACCCAACAGAAAUUGUCAGCUGAGCGAAAAUAAUUAUGAUGAUAUCAAAGAUCCUUCCCCUUCCAGACAAUUGAAUUGUGAAAAAGAUAAAAAUUAACCCAAGAAGUUCAUAUACAAUCUAUUCUACUUCUUCUCCAAUAAAUACAUCUAACAAUAAUUCAAGAAGUAUUACUGGAGUUUCAAAAAAUAAUCCUUCUUCUCUUGGCUCAGUAUCUAAAAAUUUAUCUGAAUUUAAUGCGAAAGAGGAAUGCAAGGCUCAACCCCCCGAAUAUUCAGGGUCAAAUAACCCAAAAAUCUCAGAAGAAAUUGAUCCAAUUAAAAAAUAUGCUGAAAAUGAAAUCAAAGAUCUUAUCGAUGAAGCUAAGCAAGCAAUUUAUACACAAAGAAAAAGAUAUUCCUCUCUAUCCAAUCACGAAUCUCUUUCUGAAUAUUUUAUAAACAAAGAGUUAUAUAAAUUGAAAUUAUGAGAUCCAAACGAUCCAUUGCUUUCUCAAUAUGACCUUUCUGAAUUUGAAGAAUUCAGAGAAUUCGCUUCAGAUCCAAGGUGGAAAAAUCAAUUCUCAAUAACCUCACACGAUAAAAUUAAGGCUGCAUUAGAUACAGAAAAGAAUAUAGAAGUUCUUUCAUUAAUAAAAGAUAGACCAUGCGCGUUUGAGAAAUUAGAAUUGAAGAUUCAUGAAGGGGAAUCUAAGACCGGCAAUAAUUUUUUGUGCAAGUAUUUUCCUGAAAACUGUGAAUAUUUUAAAAUAACUUUUUCAUAUGGUUAUAAAUUUCGAAUUGGUUACUAUUUUGACCCCCUAAUCAACCUAAGCGACAGAGUCACUGAAGAACUUUAUAUUCUCCGUUGGAAACUAAGUCAGCACCAAAUGCUGACUAUUUUUCAAAAAUUUAAGCAUGUCCGCUCUUUAACAUUUGAGAGUUGAAUCCUUUAUCUCGAAUCUUUGCCAGAAUUCGGAAAUUCUUGUGAAGGGUCAAAGAUAAAGGAGUUAGGACUGAGUUGGACUAAUUAUGGAAGAUAUGGCUAUGCAGUUGAACACUUAAUUCAAGGAUUAUCUCAGUCUAAUGACGUUAUUCAGAAUUUAAGCAAGAUUUAUAUUACUGGAAGGGGAAAUACUGAAGAAACAAAAGAAAAAUUGAAGGAAUAUGUUGACAUUGGAAAAUUAGACAUUAAACUUUACAUGAUUAAAUCUGCUUAA
Molecule: messenger RNA, 3111 nt
Organism: Moneuplotes crassus
Lineage: Eukaryota; Ciliophora; Spirotrichea; Euplotida; Euplotidae
Source: the annotation of a GenBank genome assembly